AUCGGGCCGCGCUCUGAGCGUGAAGUAAUAUUCCGCACAAAACAUUUCGUUCGAGAUGGAGCAUAUUUCAGUUUAAACAGAACAUUCGCUUGCGUCGGAAGCAGUCGGUGUGUAGUUUGGCACACAACAUAAGAGUGAAACAGAGCUAGUGAUAGUGAAUCGUGUGUGUGUGGCGGGUAAGGUGCGGGAUAAAUUAAGCAGAUAGUAGUGAGCCUGCCAGAGAAAGCGCGUCGCUAAACAUCAGCUCCAACAGUGUGUUUGUGUGUGUGUGUAAGUGUUUGUGUGAUUAUGUAAAGCUGUUCCGAGCACUGCAACCGAUUUCAGAAGGCAGAUUUGUGAGUGUCGAUCUUCUCGAACGCGUUGCUGCAGCGCGCGCCCUGUGCAGUAGUUUGUACGAGUGUUGGCAAGUUUUUUUUGUGACCGGGCAGCAGCAGGGUGUAUCGUUUUCAUCCGAAACCAGUAUCGCCUGAACUGCCUGAAGUAAGGGGGAAACCGCAUGCGCCGCCGGUGAAGAUUUUCUUCAGCGUUACGUUCGCCACAAAACAACCUCAACGGCACGGCUCUUUGCAAAACUAAACCCGACAGAAGAGUCCAUUUCGGUGCCCGUGAGUGUGCUGAUUUUGUGACAAGAAAAUCUUCACAGAUCCCUGUGGGGUACUGUGAUCGCUUCGCCAAACGGAACGAGCCACCGAGUGAACGACACGUCGUUGUUUGAUGGUUGAAUAAUCCCACCGUGAAGACGACAACCACGACACGACACGGCUCGGACAACUGCAAGCUCAACUCGGCUCAACAGUUUCCAAGACGCAACGUUUAGCCGGCCGCAAGGCAAAGCAUAGCAACGCCGUACAUCCAUCCUCAACUGCAGCCUGUGGCUGUGCACCGACACCGACAUUCAAAAUAGGAACCGCUUUGCACAAUGAAAGGUUGGUUUGACGCGUUCCGCGAUGACGGAGCGCCAACGCUUUACUCCUUCUCGAACCGAACGCCCGUCACUGGCGAUGUCUCGAUCGUGGCCGUGUGCGUUAUGUUUGCCACCGUUUAUCUGGCGUUUCUGGUCAUAUUUCCCGGUGUAAGGAAGCAGAAAUUUACAACAUUUACCACCGUUACUUUAAGCCUAUUUGUUGGACUAGUCAUUUUAGUAAGUCGUCUUGGAUCCGGCUGGCAUGUGGCCCAAUCGACGAUCGUUGCACCGUACCGGGCCUUUUCCCGGGAGAAGCUGCCCGCCAGGAUUGGAGCGCACAUCGGGUUGAUGCACAUCAACAUCACGCUGACGGCCCUACCGGUCGGCAACUGGACACCGCCGGACAUUGAUUUUAACGAGCGGUUCAGCUGGAACCAGGCGAACGACAUGGGCAACUCUUACCGCGAUGCGCUGCAGCGUGGCCUACCCUACCCGAUACUGACGGUGGCCGAGUACUUUAGCCUCGGGCAGGAAGGGUUCGCCUGGGGCGGACAGUACCGUGCCGCAGGAUACUAUGCCAGCAUUUUACUAUGGGCAUCGUUUGCCGCGUGGCUUCUGAUGAAUCUGCUGCUGGUCGCGGUGCCGCGCUACGGUGCCUACACGAUGACCCUGACCGGUGCGCUGCUGAUAGGGGCCAGCAUCGGCUACAGCUCCAUGCUGCCCAAGCGACCGCUGACGAUCGUUAUCGAAGGAGCGCGAAUCGAUUUCCAUCUGGGGUGGUGUUUCUACCUCGUACUCAUCGCCGGGGUGUUAUGCUUCGCGAUCGGAUUAGUCAUUUCCAUCAUUGAUCUUGUGUGGCCCCAUCGCUUUUCCACCAUAUUGGAGGUUUACUAUGACACACCGUACGACCGGCACGUAAUUCUCGAAGAGUCUCAUGACGUUCGAUAUCGCAAGCGCAACAGCAAAGGGCUAGAAGAACCACCAGGUCUAGGAUCUCGCAUCCUGAGACGUCUAUCAUCCAAAACGCGCGAUCAACAUACCGAUAAGAUGGGCAUCGAAAACCGUGGGUUCCAGCACGAUGUUCCCAAGUCACCGUGGCGCUAUCCGUUCCGGCGGGCUCAACAGACGCCUCCUCAAGGUAUCCAGCGUACCAUUUCGCAGGACUCCACGUCUAGCAUUGCUUCUGCCGCUGCCAUGUCUCAGUCGCUUCACAAGGUGGCACUAUCGCGAAUGCUACCGAAACCUCCAUUGGAACGUACGCGAGAAAUUUCCAACUGGUAAGCCAGCCAGUCAGUACGCCAUGUGUAGUGUGUGUUGAAAAGUGAUCGAAGCACAACGUAAGGAGCCGACCGUCUCGUGCCUGACGAUCUUUUGUGAUAUUUGUAAGAGUUUACAGAAACCUCCUGCAUCUAGCAAUGAUGAGUCCCAAGUAUUUUAAUGAUAACCCUUUUGUUUUAAACACAUGUCUCCAACCAACACGUACACGGCCACUAGUGAGCCACUGUGGACCACUUUUGUAGGGAGUUUGAUUAGUAAGUUUUAUUCUGCUUAGUGCGGGACCUUUUCAAAGGGGGAAAAUUGAGACAAUCGCAAUUGUAUCGCAGUUGAUAGGGUGGAACGAUUAACAGCAAAACAUAGAAACAACCCAAUAAUAGGGCAGUUCAAUUUAAGGUUAUUUAUUGUUCCUGUACCAGUGUUAGCGAGGUAGCAAGCAGUUUCUGUAAUGCGUAGCAUAAAUGCGAAACGAAGCGCUUAUAGCGCCGAUAUAUGUUAAUCAUUGCAAUGUAAGACCAUACGAUUUGUAGUAAUUUAAGGAAGAUUGUAAACUGUAAACUUGACGAAAAAUCUGUGACUGUAAAACUGAACGCAAAUGGACAAAUGGAAUAAACAUUCAGAUUUGAACAGAA
Molecule: messenger RNA, 2811 nt
Organism: Anopheles stephensi (Asian malaria mosquito)
Lineage: Eukaryota; Metazoa; Arthropoda; Insecta; Diptera; Culicidae
Gene: mol
Product: dual oxidase maturation factor 1
Exons: 10
Coding region: 920-2185 (421 amino acids)
Biological process (GO): protein transport
Cellular component (GO): endoplasmic reticulum membrane
Source: RefSeq, a predicted model, not a curated record